Messenger RNA from Fusarium tjaetaba, 4641 nucleotides. Its product is annotated as ABC transporter integral membrane type 1. Gene Ontology annotation, biological process: transmembrane transport. NCBI's taxonomy places the organism in Eukaryota, Fungi, Ascomycota, Sordariomycetes, Hypocreales, Nectriaceae. Gene Ontology annotation, cellular component: membrane. The coding region runs from base 1 to 4641 and encodes 1546 amino acids. The record is from RefSeq and is a predicted model, not a curated record. Gene Ontology annotation, molecular function: oxidoreductase activity; ATP hydrolysis activity; ABC-type transporter activity. The transcript has 12 exons.
AUGCUUGCCCUCUCGCAGCUCGCGCUUCUCAUCCUUUGGGCCGUGCAACGUUUGCGGCCCUCCCGCGCCGCUCUCCCUGCUGGGGGCAUCGAGCUGGUGGCUACGCUGGUUUUAGGGCUCGUAUCACACGCUGAGCAUUUCAAGACCCUGCGGCCGUCGACCUUGAUUUGCUUAUAUCUGCCGCUCACCAUUCUGCUCGAUAUCUCGCGCGUUCGGACUCUGUGGCUGCUACAGCUGCGGCUUCCUCUAGCACCCAUGCUUACGGUAUGCCUUUGCGCCAAGGUGGUCUGGUUAAUCCUAGAAGCUCGUCAAAAACACCGCAUAGUACUAGACAGCUAUUGCGACGUGACCGAGGAGGAGGUGGCAGGCAUCCUCAGCCGGUCCGUCUUCGGCUGGCUGCUGCCCUCUCUCGUGAGUGGGUCGCGUAAAGAUAUCCUACCGAAGGAUCUGAUAUGUCUGGAUGCCGAGCUGCGAGCUUCUCAGGUCCAUGAUGCCUUUCAGCGGCAGUGGCGCUGCUGUCCUGACCCUCAACAACCCCAUAUCUUGGCCUGGUGUCUACUCCAAGCCUUCAAAUGGCAGUUGCUUCGCGCCGUGCUGCCCCGUCUAGGUCUCUUGGCUUUUACAUUGCUACAGCCAGUCAUUAUCGAGCGCCUCGUAGAGUACGUAGGCCUAUCCGACGAGCCUAAUCACAGGGCAAGAGGCCUGGGACUCGUUGGGGCCGUUGCUCUGGUUUACGGAGGGAUAGCGAUAUUUACUACUGUCUACUAUCAUUCCAUGUAUCGCUUCGUUGCCAUGGUCCGGGGCGCUCUCAUCUGCGCCACCUACCAGGCUGCUCUGGCGUCUCGCUUGUCCACAAGUGAUGACUCGUCUCCGACUCUGACCCUGAUAAGCGCCGACGUAGACACGACCAUCUUUGGCCUUCUUGAAACUCACGAAAUCUGGGCUUCCUUUGUUCAGAUCGGACUGGUCAUGUGGUUACUGGCCCGGCAGGUCCAUUGGGGGUCGACCGCGCCUCUGGUUCUUUCAUUAAGUUGUGUGCUCGCAAGUCUUUUAUUGUUCUCUCGCCUCGGCCAGAAGCAGAAACGCUGGAAUGAAAGCAUUCAGGUCCGACUCGGAGCUACGGCAGAUAUGUUAGCACACAUACGCGAGAUCAAGUUCUUGGGCUUGACAGGCUUCUUCAACAAUCACAUCCAGGGGCUACGCGCCAAAGAGCUGGAAACUUCCCAGAAACUGCGUCGCCUCCUGGUAGGGAUUGUCGUAAUUUCUCGCAUCACCAUGACUUUAGCACCUGUAAUCACCUUUAUCAUCUAUGCCGCUCCCAGCAACGGCUCCUUGCUUCCUGCUCGGGCUUUUUCUUCUCUGACAAUGAUCGGCCUAUUGUCUGAGCCCAUCAAUCUUCUCGUCCAGGCGGCUCCCGGAUUUGCAGGAUCCUUGGGCUGUCUGGAUCGCAUUCAGAAGUUCAUGACGAGCAGCCAUCCCGAGUCUGUAGUUUCAGGCCCUUCAUCUUCUGAAACAAUCCAACUCAAAGAUCCAGAAUUAUCCUUGCAUAUGCACAAAGCUAGCUUCGGAUGGAAGGCUGGCCACCCUGUGCUGCGCGAGCUAUCUAUCAGGAUUCCUCCAAGGUGGUCGGUGGCCAUCACUGGCCCCGUCGCCUGCGGUAAAUCCACUCUUCUCAAAGGCAUUCUUGGCGAGACCCCAUGGUCAUCAGGAAGUAUCGAUACCUACGGUCGAUCAAUCGGUUACUGUGACCAAAAUCCCUGGAUGCUUAACGCCACUGUCCGGGAAAAUAUUUGUGGUGAGGCCCUGCCAGAUUUGGCCCGAUAUAAGCGCGUCCUACACGCGUGUGAUCUAGAAGAGGACCUGGCAUCUUUACCUGAAGGAGAGCAGACUGUGGUUGGCAGCAACGCCAUAAAGCUCAGUCACGGCCAGAAGCAGCGCAUAUCCCUCGCCCGAACGCUGAUGCAAAAGACGGAUUUGGUUCUGGUAGAUGAUGUUCUGUCUGGUCUUGACGAGCAAACCAAGGCAAAGGUGCUCCGACAAGUCUUUGGUCCUCAUGGAUUGCUCAAAGAGGACGGUACUGCCCUGUUGCUUGUGACCACGGACACCCGCCUGCUUCACUUGUUCGACCAUGUUGUCUUCCUGACUGGGCUGGGAACUAUUGACUUACAGAGACCCGUCAAAGAAACGGAGGGCGAUGUCAUUAUGCAUGCGAAGCAGCAGGAGCAGCGGGAAAACAAGCAAGUCCCGCCUCCCGCGGGAGCAGUAUAUGGCCACGAGAAAAUACAGGAAGAAACAGAAGAGACGGCUCUGGCCAUGCCGCUCCGGACCUCGCGGAAGAGAGGCGACUGGACCUUAUAUAGCUAUUACGCCGCCGCCGCCGGAUGGUUCAAUACUUUGGUGUACUUGGUCCUGGUUGCUAUCUUAGGUGUUCUGUAUAACUUUUCCACAAUCUGGCUCAGCUGGUGGUCUAGCGCAAACGCAACUGGAAGCAACACUUCCGUGGCUGAGCGUCUCUCGGUAUAUGCCUCUCUAGGAGUAUUAACCCUGCUCCUUGUAGGCCUGGCUAGUUGUGCGCCUCUGUCCUUCUUCUCAGCGACUGAUAUAGGUGUCUUGAUGAAUCACUUCAGUGAAGACAUGCAAUUGUUCGACAUGAGCCUCCCGCUCGCCGCACUGAAUACUACCGCCUUUGCUGCCAUCAGCAUUGUCCAGUUAGUGGUCAUCUGUGUUUCUGCGCACUGGCUCGCGGCAACAAUUCCGGCAUGUCUGCUGACCAUAUAUCUGAUCCAACGGCUAUAUCUGCGCACCUCGAGACAGGUCCGGUUGUUGGAUAUUGAACUAAGAGCGCCGUUGUAUCGUCAGUUUCUGGAAUCUAUGCGUGGUCUCGUCACGAUCCGCUGUUUCAACUGGCAAGAAUCGUUCACGAACAAGCAUCAUGUGCUGUUGGACGACUCGCAGCGCGCUGUCUAUAUGCUCUUUUGUAUCCAGAGGUGGCUCGCGCUCGUACUUGAUCUCCUUGUCGCCGGCAUGGCAAUCCUGCUUGCUGUCUUCACGGUUACUCUGACAAACUCCAUGUCCGCCGGCGCCGUUGGGCUAGCUAUCAGCAAUAUUACAACCUUCAACUCCAAUCUGGCAGCUGUAGUACAGGCCUGGACUAAGCUUGAGACUUCACUGGGAGCCCUUGUUCGUACCCGAACCUUCAUGCAACAAACGCCUGUCGAGGUAGGUACUGGCGACAGGAUCACACUCCCACCGAACUGGCCACAGAAGGGCGGCAUUCACAUUGAGGAUCUUGUAGCCUCUUAUUCACCUUCGUCCCCCGUCACCUUGAAGAAGAUUUCUCUGCGAAUUGAGCCUGGCCAGAAGGUGGGCAUUUGUGGGCGGACAGGGAGUGGCAAGAGUUCUCUAAUAUUCUCAUUGUAUCGUGGCUUGCAUAUUCACAGCGGCCGCAUCCUGAUCGAUGACAUCGACUUGGCCACGGUACCGCCCGAAGAAAUACGCAUGCGGCUGAGCACUAUCACGCAGAAUCCACUUCUCAUUAGAGGCUCAGCGAGGUUCAACCUCGACUUCACAGGGGCCCAAACAGAUAUGGAGCUGCUCGAUGUCUGUCGUCGUGUCGGGCUAGACGAAUAUCUGCUGGCCAAUGGAGGACUCGAUGCCGAGAUGAGCUCGUUGACUCUCUCACCCGGCCAGACACAGCUAUUCUGUUUAGCGCGGGCGCUGUUGCAGCCAAAGCAAAUCUUGAUCCUUGACGAGGUGACCAGCAAUGUAGACCAUGAGACUGAUCUACGAAUGCGCGACCUCAUCGACCAGGAGUUUCGAGGCUGCACCAUUAUUGCGAUUGCGCACCGGCUGGACUUCAUCGCUAAUUACGACCGCGUCGCAGUGCUGGACGAUGGGGAGCUGGUUGAGUGGGGUUCCCCACAGACUGUCCUCACAGAACGUUCUCUUUUUGCCAGAAUCGGGCAUGCUAUCUGCUGCCGCCUCCUGUCAAACCCGACAUGCAAUGUCUUUGCAGUAGCUCGGUCCCCAGAGCCCCUGCAGAAACUCCAAUCUGCUCAUCCAGACCGUAUGCAGUACCUCUGCGGCGAUCUUGCCGACCCGGCUUUCGGCACGGUCGUAGUUAGACGCUGUCUAGCUGCCUUUGGUCACAUCAACGGAGUUGCCGUCAACCAUGCCAUUAUCGAGCCCGUUGGAGUGGCUGGCGAGAUCGAGGUAUCAGACUGGAUGGCUGCCUUCAACGUCAACUUCUUCGGGUCAGUAGCUCUGAUCAAUGCCGCACUCCCCGCGCUACGGGAAUCUCACGGGCGAGUCAUAAUCACCCAGUCUCAUUCCAUGCACCGCUACUAUCGCGGCUGGGGUCCCUACGGCGCCUCCAAGGCAGCGUUGCAUCACUAUGCUGGCACGUUGGCUCUAGAAGAGCCACUGAUCAACGUGCUGGAAAUCGUUCCCGGAAUGGUCGACACCGACAUGUCGACGCGAGUGCGCGAGCGUUACGGCCCGGCAAUGGAUGCCGAGGAUCACCAGUCUCUCGUCACACUAUACGAGACGGCGCAGAUGGUUAAGCCUGAGCAGCCAGGCGCAGUCAUUGCCGAAUUGGCCUUGAGGGCACCCGCGACGCUGCGCGGCAAGUUUCUUGAGUGA